This is a messenger RNA of Varanus komodoensis (Komodo dragon), 3274 nucleotides long. RefSeq names its product mitogen-activated protein kinase kinase kinase 14 (gene MAP3K14). Bases 329 to 3127 code for a protein of 932 amino acids. The transcript is spliced from 16 exons. NCBI's taxonomy places the organism in Eukaryota, Metazoa, Chordata, Lepidosauria, Squamata, Varanidae. Gene Ontology annotation, biological process: protein phosphorylation; positive regulation of canonical NF-kappaB signal transduction. Gene Ontology annotation, molecular function: protein kinase activity; ATP binding. The record is from RefSeq and is a predicted model, not a curated record.
GCCCCACUCCUGAAGCCAUUUUUCCACCCCUCCGUUUUUCUCUCCCGCAUGCUCUGUUCUGCCCUCUCCUCCCCGCCCGGCUGCUGGCGCCGACCUUUUGCGGGGGUGGAGGAAGAAUCGCGAGGGAGCGGCGAGGAGGAGGGUGUGGCUUCUUGAAAAUACCAGCGUCCGAUUGGGUGGUGGGCGAGAUGGGGGCUUGGCCACGUGCUUCCCCCAACCCCGGCCCUUUAUCGUUUUGACAGUCCGUGCAGAGCCGUGAAGGAAGCCGGAAGUGCCUGCUUUGAUUCUCUUGCCUCCCUCCCCCACAGCUCCUUGACGAAAUUAGGAGAUGGCAGUGAUGGAAAUUGCUUGCCAAGAAACUCCAGUCCCAACCAUCAGGCACCCAAAGGAGCUUCUGGGCAAAGCGCCCCAGGAUCUAACAAGUGAAAAGAAGAGCUGUGUGUGCAAGGUAGAGGUUCCAGACAAACAUGUGUUACAGGGACCAUGGAAGAUCCUGAGUGAUGUGAUCGCUAAAGGAACUGCCAAGGAAGACAGUGAGAAAGAGAGCUUAGCCUCAAUCUCCAUCAUUGCCCAGGCAGAAUGUGAAAUCAGCCAGGAGUUCAGCCCCACUUAUUCAGAGAGGCAUUUUAUUGCUGACACCAAGCAAUUCAGCCGGUCCAGCAGCCUCGAUCAAAUUCCCAACAAUGUGGCCCAUGCAACUGAAGGCAAAAUGGCUCCGGCCUAUUGGAAGGCCGUGCGUCAUGGCAAAUCCCGGAAGAAACGGCGAAAGAAAAGAUCCCGCAUUGUGACAUCAAAAGGAGCAGACUCCUCAACUCAGAAGCCCAGGACUCCAGAGCAGGAGAGCUGUAUUCCAAUCCCAGUACAGGAGAAUGAUUCCCAUGUUGGCAUGUCAUGGCAUUCUGCAUCGUGUAAGGAGUUGGGCUGGGAUUUCAGUUCUUUUGAGAAACCCAGCCAAGUUCUACCAGCUGGCAAAGUACACUUACUGAAGAACCAAACCAAGCUAGAAUUAUACAAGCUGAUCAGCCCUGCUCAGUGCCUGAGCCAUGUUCAAGGGUCCCCCACACAGGACAACUUUUUUCCUCAGUCAGAGACUCUACAUCCUCUUCCUUGUGGCAAAUUCCCUCCUCCUUUCUAUGGCUAUGAGGACCUGCUUCCUGUCUUGAGACCAGUCCCUCUGGGGGCAUACCUCUUUGAUGACCUUUCACGUGCAGAUGGCAAGUGUGUCCUGUCAGACCAGAGCUUGGAGCCUAACUUCUCCAAAUGUAGCCAUCAGUCUGUAAAAAACACCUCAAACAGGCUUUCUAUAGAUGAAUUUCUGGUGGAUGCAUUGAAGGGAAGUGUAAUUCUUGGAGAACCAAGACACUUAGCUUCUUUGGCCAAGACCUGGACAGGAGGUGGAAUGAAUUCGAAGGUAUGUCUUCAGGACAUGGAUGAAAAUGAAGGAGUGCUGCUUACAGAGAAACUUAAAGCAGUGGAUUAUGAGUACCAUGAAGAUGUUCACUGGGCCAGAUGUCAAGGCUUACUCGGCACAGGAUCGUUUGGGGAAGUAUACAGAAUGGAGGACAAACAGACUGGUUUUCAGUGCGCAGCCAAAAAGGUGCGUGUUGAACAUUUCCGUGCAGAGGAGUUAACAACAUGCACUGGAAUGAUGCAUGCCAAAGUCCUCCCAUUAUAUGGCGCAGUAAAGGAAGGCCUGUGGAUUACUGUCUUUAUGAAGGUGAUGGAAGGUGGAUCCCUUGGUCAGCUGCUCAAGCGUUGUGGCAGCUUACCAGAGGACAGAGCUCUUGAUUAUCUGGGCCAAGCAUUGGAGGGUUUGGAGUACCUUCAUGCCCACUGUGUUCUCCAUGGAGAUGUAAAAGCUGACAACAUCCUCUUAUCUGGUGACAGACGCCAUGCUGUCCUCUGCGAUUUUGGUCAUGCAGCUCACCUUCAUCCAGAUGGCGUGGGGAAGUACUUAGUGACAGCGGAUUAUGUCCCUGGCACAGAGACCCACCUGGCCCCUGAAGUGGUGAUUGGAAAACGCUGUGACUCCAAGGCAGACAUUUGGAGCAGCUGCUGUAUGAUGCUACAUCUGCUGAAUGGUUGUCACCCUUGGACCCGAUAUUACAAUCAUCCACUGUGCCUCAAGAUAGCCAAAGAACCGCCUCCACUGAGGGAAAUUCCACCUUCCUGUCACCCAUUCACUGCCCAAGUCAUUAAGGCAGGCCUCGAGAAGGAGCCAACAAAGCGGUCCUCUGCAGCAGAGCUGAGAAUGAAGGCCUCCACGGCACUUGAACAGGUGGGAGGCCUGAAGAGCCCCUUGAAAGGCGUAUGCAGAGAAUCCAGGUGCCUACAGAUCUCACAAGAUACUAGUCUUUCUGAGCCACCUUUGCCAAUACUUGAAACUCCUGCUAGCCUAAAGAUACUGGCCAGAAGUUCCAGCCAGCUACUCCUCAGUCAGGGUCUGACCGAAAAAAAGCAAUCAAGCCACCCCAGCAUGUGUGAGCAGUUAUUGUGGCCGUGUGAUUCUCUUCAGCCUUCCAUCCCAGCUCCACUCAGUACCAAGAAGGGCAGUUCAACAGAAUGGAGAACUACCACCUUUGAACAUGAUCUUCAGCCGGUGGAGUUGGAGCUGAUUCUGAACAGCCUCUCUCAACCCUUCUCUCUGGAGGAACAGGAACAAAUGCUUUCAUUCUUCAGCUUGGAUAGCUGCCUCCCAUCAGAGGUCGAUGAGAAGGGCUCGUUGAAAACAUUUCACAGUCUGAAGGAUACCAUGAGUUCUGGAGUACAUUCAUGGAGCAGCCAAACAGACGGGCAGAGCAAUAGCUGGAACAGCUGGCUGCAUCGCAGCAGACAAACUGAUAUGCCUACUUACUUUGAUGGGGUGAAAAUUGAGAUCCAUUUACUUAGCGGGGAGAGUCUCUACAUCCGAGAAUUCCGUGGGGCCAAGGUGGGAGAUGUUGCCAUCGGAAUCAGCAGCCAGAUACCAGCCUCUGCUUUCAGCUUCUUUACCAAAGAAGGCCAGUCUGUGUGUUGUGACAUGGAGGUCCCUGAUCCAGGCAUUGAGCUUCAGUGCAUUCUUGCCCCUGACUGCAGUUGUGGCUGGAGAUGGAGGGUCAAACAUGGUCGUCUAGAAAAGAGGCAAUAAGGAUCACUGCCUUUUCUCACCCAUGCUUUAUUACAGUAUUUCUUUAAAGUCAGAAAUGGUAACUCCAGAUCAGUGAUCAAUAUUGUUGGUGGGGAUUAACUACUGAAUGAAAAUUAGUUCCUCUGCUGCUUUGCUGGUCCAGCCCUC